Molecule: messenger RNA, 1080 nt
Organism: Laetiporus sulphureus 93-53
Lineage: Eukaryota; Fungi; Basidiomycota; Agaricomycetes; Polyporales; Laetiporaceae
Exons: 4
Source: RefSeq, a predicted model, not a curated record
AUGUCUGGCAGCAAAUUCAGCGAUGCAGGCAAGGAGAAGCUAGGCAGCCGGGGCAGCCGUGCGAGAAGAGACACGAACAACGAGAUGGACGACGAGGAAGAAGAUCGUGAACUCGAUGAGGAGUUCGUGUGUGAGGUCCCCAAGAGCCCACCUCGACUUACUGCUGCUGAGAAGGGAAAGGCGCGACCUGUCACUGAAGACAACACGAACACCGACCAAGGGUGGUCAAAGAUGCGAGGCCCUUUCUCACAGGCUGCCAAGGAGGAGGCGGCCGAGCUUGGACGCGUCACGACCGUGGAGGCCGAGCGCAUUGCUCGGAAGUAUGGAAAGCAUCCUCGCGAUGUGCUGCUGUACGCCGGGCUUGGCGUUAAAGCAUCGCGUGCGGCGAAUCCUUUCAACAAAUUCCAGCGUUGGUUCGUCCACAACCACGAAAGGCCUCAUAGCAUGACCAAGGAGGAUUGGAAUCAGAAGGCUUUGGAAGCCUACAACGAGUUCGUGGCCCAGCUCCCCGACGAUGACGAAGAAGCGCGCAAUCUGGCAUUCAAGCCCAUCCUCGAUUUCUGUGACGCCCUGGACAGGAAUCCCGCACUCAAAACACGCGUGAAGUCAGCGAACGCAAGGAUGAUGGCUGCCCGUGCCCAAUUCACGAUGCUGGCGGCCUCCUAUCACAAUCUCGAAGACAUGGAGGUCUUCGGCGCGAUCGUCUACAAGGGGACCGACGCUGCAGCAAAACAACUGUCUGUCAUUUUCGGCGGUUCGGACACUAUCAAAACGUUGAUAGAGCUCAAUCAAGUUGACGUGCGGCAGAUGCUCGACAACUUCAGUGCAUGUAUACGGGUGACUGAACUUGCCGAGGAGGGCUAUAUCCUGCCCUCCAUUGGCAGAUAUAGGUUCGGUCGAAAGCGCAAAGAGCGAGACCAGGAACAAGGCGAUGAGGACGACGAAGAGCAUGAUGAAGGCGACGAAGGUGCGAAUGAACGAGGGAAGGAGGAGGAGAAGGAGAACGAGCGUGAUAGGAAGCGCAGCAUAUUUACUGCUAUGAUGCAGCAGGCCAUCCAGAAAUAUAUUCAGAAGCGCCAG